This is a messenger RNA of Ctenopharyngodon idella (grass carp), 1291 nucleotides long. RefSeq names its product adhesion G protein-coupled receptor F5-like. The transcript has 8 exons. Bases 360 to 1286 code for a protein of 308 amino acids. The record is from RefSeq and is a predicted model, not a curated record. NCBI's taxonomy places the organism in Eukaryota, Metazoa, Chordata, Actinopteri, Cypriniformes, Xenocyprididae.
GAGACUUAUUUCCAAAAACAAAUUCUAAACUUUUAUUUGUUAUUGCAUCUGAAUGCAUAUUAUUACUUAAAUAUGCAUUUAUUCAAUUUAUUACUUAUAUAUAUAUAUAUAUAUAUAUAACAAAAUAGAGAGAGAGAGAUACACUUUGCUUUCACUCUUUCUUACAAACCUCCCUGUUCCAGUUUGUACUAUUCUGGAUGAAGUUUCAUUUAGUACUUCUCGUGUUAUUGCCUCCUUAAAAUGAAUCUCUUGUUGUAUUCCUCAUUUGUAAGUCACUUUGGUUAAAUGUGUGUGCUAAAUGAAUAAAUGUAAAUGUAUUGCCUAGACAUCACAGAUGGAAGGCAUAUGCAUAUGUUUAUAUGAAUGACUGCGCUCUGUUCCAUCCACCAGAAAUUGAUGGCACAAAAAUGAAAUUGUCUAAAGCCGUCAUUCUCCUUUUUCUGGCAUUGAUUUUUAAGGUUGCUUUGGCAGAGAUUACAGUAAAUUACACAAAGGUGUACUUGGUUGAGCUGGAAUUUGAGAAAUCGGUCUAUCUCGACAUAACUGAUCUUCUGAGAAAUCAAACAGAAAUAAAAGUGAAUGUAUCAACUGUAACCGAAAUCAACACGACAACAGAUUGCACAUUUAAUGAGACGCAGAAGAAUUGUUCAUGCAGAUCAGGUUACACGUGGAGUGAGGACAUAUGCAAAAAUCAUGCCUGCUGCAAAGACAGGCCCUGCUCUCUUAAACCUGAAGAAACUGCUGUGUGCCUGUCUGACAAAAGAGUAAGCAUUAAUGGAUCUACUAAAUUCACAAAUGAUUCUUACAACAUAUUAUAUGAGGAAAAAAACAAAGAUACUGAAGAAUACAAGACCAAGAGCCAAGAAAUAACUACUUUGCUUGUGAAAGAAUUCAGCCAAUUGAAAUAUUUUGAUUCUCUGAUUAUCAACAGUUACAGCAUUGGCAGUGUAAUUGUAAAUUAUACAGUGCAGUUACUUGGUACAGUCACAUCUGAAGAGCUUGAGAAAGUAAUCAAAACACUGACAGAUUCUGAACUGAUAACAACAGGCAUCAUCAAUAUUACCGUACCUGAUAAUCAACCGAUUGAUAUAGGCUUGACGGCAACUAUAAGUUGUAGACCAACCGAGCCCCUGGGAAAGGUAAAGUGGCUCUUAACUGAUCAAGACAAUAAAACAACACCGAUCACAACAGGAAUAGAGGCCAACUUGACACAAGAUAAUCUAACAGACAUCGUUACAUUAAGUAACAUUUCAGGAAGCUGGAAAGGUAUGUUUCUGCACAUAUAAUUAAA